This is a messenger RNA of Thamnophis elegans (Western terrestrial garter snake), 951 nucleotides long. It is a transcript of the gene NALF1, whose product is annotated as family with sequence similarity 155 member A. The coding region runs from base 1 to 951 and encodes 316 amino acids. Gene Ontology annotation, biological process: calcium ion import across plasma membrane. NCBI's taxonomy places the organism in Eukaryota, Metazoa, Chordata, Lepidosauria, Squamata, Natricidae. The record is from RefSeq and is a predicted model, not a curated record. Gene Ontology annotation, molecular function: stretch-activated, monoatomic cation-selective, calcium channel activity. Gene Ontology annotation, cellular component: plasma membrane. The transcript is spliced from 5 exons.
AUGAGCACGGGAGGAUCCGGCUCGGGCGUGUGCUUCGGCCCGCGGGACACCGACAAGCCCUUCGCCGACUCGGAGCGGGCACAGAAAUGGCGCCUGUCGUUGGCCUCCCUGCUCUUCUUCACCGUCCUGCUCUCCGACCACCUGUGGCUCUGCGUUGAGGCCAGGCAAGUCGCCGCUGGGCGCCAUCGGGACCGGGAGCGCCGCGCGGAGCCGGGCGGAGCUCUACCUUCCUUUUGUAAUUCCUAUACGCUGCGCGAGCUCUUCGCCGGGCUUUCUCGGCCGGACAUGCUGAACUGCACUGUGGACCGGGAUCGGCGCAGCGGGGAGGAGGAGGAUUGGCUUCGCUCCUGCCGCCGCUGCGUCCUGGUUUACCAGAGGUACGAUCGGCAAGCUCAGGACCGCUACCGGGAGUUCGAGCUCGUGCUCCAGAAAUACCUGCAGGCGGAGGAGUACUCGGUGAAAUCCGGUCCGGAGGAUUGCAAGACUGUCUACAAGGCCUGGCUCUGUUCCCAGUAUUUUGAAGUCACACAGUCUCAUUGCAACAACACAAUUCCUUGCAAGCAAUACUGUUUGGAAGUUCAGACAAGGUGUCCAUUUAUAUUACCAGACAAUGAUGAUGUCAUCUAUGGAGGGUUAUCCAGUUUCAUCUGUACAGGGCUCUAUGACAAUUACCCAACCAAUGCAGAACCAGAAUGCUGUGAUGUCAGAUGGGGACUCUUAUCCGAUAACCAAUCCAAAGGGACUAUAAAAACAAGUGACUCAAUGAUGUGUCACCGGACAUCACUCACAGUUUCAUCAGCAUCAAGACUGUGUAACAGCAGACUCAAACUGUGUGUUCUUGUAUUAAUUCUCUUACAUACAGUACUCACUGUCUCAGCAGCACAGAAUUCAACAGAACUGGGCUUUGGAGGCAUAACAAAUUUUGAAGAUAACUCCACCAAUGAGGAAUAA